CUGUCACCUGGUAUCUAUCAGCGAUUUCAUCCUCAGGCCUGGACUACCUCACUUACCCUCCCAGUGUGCUUGAGAAACGAGCUGCACCCACUGAACUCUGCAGCUGGCAUCCAAAUCAGCCCUUGAGAUUUGAGGCCUUGGAGACUCAGAACUCAGCAGUAGGCCUUGCCUCAGAUCCAAGGUCACUCGGAAGAGGCCAUGUCCACCCUCAAUGACACUCAUGGAGGAAAUGUUGAGAGAAGCAUUCAGAUGCAUGACACAAGGUAAGAUUGCCUAAAAUCUUGUUCUUGCUCUCCUCACUUUGUUAUUUGUUUUAUUUUUAGGAGUUUUGAGAGCAAAAUGACAACACCCAGAAAUUCAGUAAAUGGGACUUUCCCAGCAGAGCCAAUGAAAGGCCCUAUUGCUAUGCAACCUGGUCCAAAACCACUCCUCAGGAGGAUGUCUUCACUGGUGGGUCCCACGCAAAGCUUCUUCAUGAGGGAAUCUAAAGCUUUGGGGGCUGUCCAGAUUAUGAAUGGGCUCUUCCACAUUGCCCUGGGGGGUCUUCUGAUGAUCCCAGCAGGGAUCUAUGCACCCAUCUGUGUGACUGUGUGGUACCCUCUCUGGGGAGGCAUUAUGUAUAUUAUUUCUGGAUCACUCCUGGCAGCAACGGAGAAAAACUCCAGGAAGUGUUUGGUCAAAGGAAAAAUGAUAAUGAAUUCAUUGAGCCUCUUUGCUGCCAUUUCUGGAAUGAUCCUUUCAAUCAUGGACAUACUUAAUAUUAAAAUUUUCCAUUUUUUAAAAAUGGAGAGUCUGAAUUUUAUUAGAGUUCACACACCAUAUAUUAACAUAUACAACUGUGAACCAGCUAAUCCCUCUGAGAAAAACUCUCCAUCUACUCAAUACUGUUACAGCAUACAAUCUCUGUUCCUGGGCAUUUUGUCAGUGAUGCUGAUCUUUGCCUUCUUCCAGGAACUUGUAAUAGCUGGCAUCGUUGAGAAUGAAUGGAAAAGAACAUGCUCCAGACCCAAAUCUAGCGUAGUUCUCCUGUCAGCUGAAGAAAAAAAAGAACAGGCCAUUGAAAUAAAAGAAGAAGUGGUUGGGCUAAAUGAAAUAUCUUCCCAACCAAAGAAUGAAGAAGACAUUGAAAUUAUUCCAAUCCAAGAAGAAGAAGAAGAAGAAACAGAGACAAACUUUCCAGAACCUCCCCAAGAUCAGGAAUCCUCACCAAUAGAAAAUGACAGCUCUCCUUAAAUGAUUUCUUCUAUUUUCUGUUUCCUUUUUUAAACAUUAGUGUUCAUAGCUUCCAAGAGACAUGCUGACUUUCAUUUCUUGAGGUACUCUGCACAUACCCACCACAUCUCUGUCUGGCGUUUGCAUGGAGUGACCAUAGCCCCUUCUCUCUUACACUGAAUGUAGAGAAUGUAGCCAUUGUAGCAGCUUGUAUUGUCAUGAUUCUUCUUCUGAGCAACUUUCUUACACUGAAGAAAGGCAGAAUGAGUGCUUCAGAAUGUGAUUUCCUACUAACCUGUUCCUUGGAUAGGCUUUUUAGUACGGUUUUUUUUUUUUUUUUUUUUUUUUUUCAUUUUCUCCAUCAGCAACCAGGGAGACUGCACCUGAUGGUAAAGAUAUAUGACUACUUCACGACAUUCCUAAACUAUCUUUUUUUUUUUUCCACAUGUAUGCUUUUGGUGGAGUCCCUUUUGCAUCACUGUUUUAAGGACGAUUAAAAAAAUAACAACUAGGGACAAUACAGAACCUAUUCCAUUUAUCUUUCUACAGGGCUGACAUUGUGGCACAUUCUUAGAGUUACCACACCCCAUGAGGGAAGCUCUAAAUGGCCAAGACUCAUCUGUUUUUGUAAAAACAGCAUAGCUUAUACAUGGACAUGUCUCUGCCUUAACUCCUCCUGACUCCCACUCUAGGCUAUUGUCUGCAUGUCUACCUACUUUUAGCCUUUAUGCAAGAAAAGAAAAAAAUGACCAUAGAAAAUGCCACAAUGAGGUGCCCAAAUUUCAAAUAAUAAUCAACAUUUCGUUGUGUUUAUAAUUUCCAGAGGAGAAAGUAUUUCAUCAAAUAAUUUCAUUUGAUGUUCCAUGAUCAAGAAAACAUCCCUAUCUCUAUUUUACAAGUAAUUCAAAGAGGUCAAAUAACUUGUAAACGAGAAAAGGUAACUUAUCAACAGUCAUAACUUGUAAUUACGAGAGCCUUGUUUCAUAACCAGGUCUUCUUACUCAAAUCCUGUGACGUCUGAAAUAACCAAAUUGUCUCUCCAAUGUCUUCAUAAACUAUGAGAGCCAAGUCAACAGCUUCUAUCAAGAACUUACCCUCUGAUCAGCACUAAACAAGCACUGAGAGACACAGAGAGUCAGAGUCAGAUUUUAGCCAUGGGGAUAAAAAGACUCAGACUUCUACCACAUUUGGAAAACGACUUGCAUCAUAAAUAUAUAAUUAACUGGUAGUUUAUAUAAAGCAGACACUAAGUGCUAUAGACAUUCUCAGAAUAUCCUACUCAGAAACAAUGUAAUUAAAAUGCCAAAUCUGAGUCAAUAGCUGCCUUAGUUUUCAAUUCAGAUAUACUAGUACCUUACUUUGAAAUAAUGUUAACCUAGGGUGAGGUCACUAUAAUCUGUAGUCUAUUAUUUGGGCAUUUGCUACAUAUGAGUGCUGCCCGAUUGUGGCAGGUAAAGAGACAAUGUAAUUUGCACUCCCUGUGAUAUUUCUACAUUUUUAGAGACCACUAGUGGAAGACAUUCCCCAAAAUUAGAGAAAAAAGGAGAUAGAACAUUUCUGUCGACGUAAAGUUCUCAAAAUUCGUUCUAAAUUAAUAAAACUAUCUUUGUGCUCUUUUCUGCAACAGAUGAUUCCAA
Molecule: messenger RNA, 2849 nt
Organism: Piliocolobus tephrosceles (Ugandan red Colobus)
Lineage: Eukaryota; Metazoa; Chordata; Mammalia; Primates; Cercopithecidae
Gene: MS4A1
Product: membrane spanning 4-domains A1
Exons: 7
Coding region: 340-1233 (297 amino acids)
Biological process (GO): cell surface receptor signaling pathway
Cellular component (GO): plasma membrane; external side of plasma membrane
Source: RefSeq, a predicted model, not a curated record